This is a messenger RNA of Parnassius mnemosyne (clouded apollo), 369 nucleotides long. NCBI's taxonomy places the organism in Eukaryota, Metazoa, Arthropoda, Insecta, Lepidoptera, Papilionidae. The record is from the annotation of a GenBank genome assembly.
AUGAUAAAAGAAUGUAUGCCUGCUGUUGAAAAAAUAGCAUUUCCUGAUAAAAUAAAUAUUAUUUCAAACAAUAGUUUAUCAAGGUUCACCAUUGUGAGGAGAAUUGAUGACUUGUUUGAGAACAUAGCAACAACGCUUCGUGAACGCAUUGCGAAAAUGGAAUACUGUUCUUUGGCACUUGAUGAGAGUUGCGAUAUUAGCGAUACAGCACAACUGGCUAUAUUUUUACGUGGUAUAGACACUAAAUUUAAUAUUAUCGAAGAAUUGUGUUCACUGAUUCCAAUGCAAGGGACUAGAACCGGCAAAGACCUAUACAAUGAACUAAAGACUGUGUUGAAAAAUUUCAAUUUCAUUAGUAAAGAUUAUUAG